Psammomys obesus (fat sand rat) is the source of this 2770-nucleotide messenger RNA. RefSeq names its product leucine rich adaptor protein 1 (gene Lurap1). Gene Ontology annotation, biological process: positive regulation of canonical NF-kappaB signal transduction; positive regulation of cytokine production. The record is from RefSeq and is a predicted model, not a curated record. Lineage: Eukaryota; Metazoa; Chordata; Mammalia; Rodentia; Muridae. The coding region runs from base 56 to 775 and encodes 239 amino acids. The transcript has 2 exons.
UAGAAAACCGGACACCGGCGUCCGGUCGCCCAGUCCUGUUCUGGCUUGGGGCCACAUGGAGGGGACCGUGGAGUCCCAGACUCCUGACUUGCGAGACGUGGAGGGCAAGGUGGGCAGGAAGACCCCCGAAGGGCUGCUCCGCGGGCUUCGAGGCGAGUGGGAGCUGGGAAGCUCCGGGGACGUGCUGCUCCCGGGGGCGCCCAGCACGGGCCACGGCCUUGGGGACAAGAUCAUGGCGCUGAGGAUGGAACUGGCUUACCUUCGAGCUAUCGACGUGAAGAUCCUGCAGCAGCUGGUGGCAUUGAAUGAAGGUAUCGAGGCAGUUCGCUGGCUGUUGGAAGAACGGGGAACACUGACCAGCCAUUGCAGCAGCCUCAAUAGCAGCCAGUAUAGUCUGACAGGUGGAAGCCCAGGCCGCUCAAGGCGGGGCAGUUGGGACAGCCUGCCAGAUACCAGUUUAACUGACCGCCUGGAUAGCGUUUCUAUUGGCAGCUUCUUGGACACUGUGGCCCCCAGAGAGCUGGAUGAACAAGGGCUCCCUGGGCCUUCCUGUCCUGAGAUUGGCUGGGCAAAGGUUAUACCCAGUGAAGACAGGGCCAGGACUGAUGUGGACAUGACAUCCAGCAAGCUAGGGAGCUUAACAGCUACAUGGAAGCUCCCAGGGGACGAACUCCGAGUUGGACCACCUGAGCCACCAGAGGAUGACAAUUCGAAGCAGGGCUUUGAGGCUCAUUGGUACUGGGAACAGUGCCAGGAUGAUGUGACCUUCUUGUAAAGACUUUCCUACCCAUUUGUACUUUGUGGCUCUUUCAACUUUUGGCCCAAGUCUCCGUCAGUUUUCCCUCAACUCACACUAGACAGAGGCUGUACUGUAAUCAGUUAACGUGAAAGUCUGGCCUAUCUCUUUGGUCCCUGGGGAGCCUCUGCAUUCACCCCUCAAUUAUUGGGUCCCUAGAGCUAUUUCCAUAGAGAUGUUGGCUCUAGAGGCCUCACCUGUGGCUCCUGAGGGAAGGGUAUCUCCAUGCCCCUCCCCAGUGAGGUGAGUUUUAUGGAAUUUAGGACCUCUAAGAUAUCACUAUAGAAGAGGGAAUAAUUGUCUCAUCCAAUGCCUAGGAGUCUGGGAUGCUUCUUAAAAAAAAAAAAAUGGAGAAUUGAGAAAGGACAGUCAGGGCCAAACCUGCAUGGAUUGGCCCUUUUGGAGUUGAGAGAGCAACCAUUUUCUGCCUUCUUAGUGAUGUCAUUUCUUGUCAUAAUUCAGGAAAAGUGCUUCCUCUGUACCAGUCCUGGUUGGUGUUUGAUAGGUCUGUAUACAGGUUUCACUUAAUGUGAGAGGGAACACAUAUGUCUGUGCUGUUUUUAUCAAGUUCUUACUUUCCAAACAUGGUGUUUUCAAGGCUUCACCUGUGACUAAAUCCCUGUUUCUUACCAAGUAAGAAACUCAGAGGCCUCCACCAGGCUCUCAGAUCUGCUUGGCUUACUUUACUACAGACCCCUAUCUGGCCCUGGGCCUGGGCCGGGCGUGACCACGUCCAGCUAGGCCUCUGCAUUUUUAAAAUAUGUGCCUCUGUCGUUUAGGAGUAAGGAGAGUAAAGGUUUCGGGCUCUGGACACACUCUGGGAUAGGGGGAUGAUCUUAGUCCUUUCUGUCCCUGUGUUUACUUACCCUUCCUUCAUCCUGGCCAUUCUUCCACUAUUUGGUCAUAAGGAUGCUUGCCUGAAGUUGAGACACAAGGAAUCCCUUUGUCUGAGCUACAAUGGAGGGAGUGUGACAGGAAAACACUGAGGCCCUUUGGUUCCUGGACCUCAUUAGGGCGAAGAGGCUAUGAAAAGUCCUUCUUUAGGCAAGCCCCUAACUGACUCCUGGACUUGAGGGAUAAUCAGGACUUGCUCUAAGGUUGUAUCCCAAGGUCCUAGCUAAUUAUACCAAGGAAGAAAAUCUAGGAAACUGCCAUUCUGAGGCUCAAGGAAGAGGCAGAGGGCAAAGGCUGUGAUUAAUACCUGGACAAAUGUAUGCACCACCAUACCUGGUACAUACAUUUAGUCCCAACACUCAGGAAGCAGAGACAGGUGGAUCUCUGUGAGUUCUAGGCCAACCAAGGCUAUAUACAUAGUGAGACCCAGUCUUAAAAAAACAAAGAAACCAGAAUGAAAGCUGGGCAUGGUGAGGCACGCCUGUAAUCCUAGCACUCUGGGAGGAAGAGGCAGGUGGAUCUCUCUGAAUUUGAGGCUAGUCGGGUCUACAGAGUGAGUCCGGGACAGCCAAGGCUACACAGAGAAACUCUGUCUCGAUAAAUAAAUAAACAAACAAACAAACAAAAAACUAGAAAUAGAUUAGCCCUUUGGGUCCCAGGUAACUGCCCUGUCUUUCCAGAGCCCUGAAAUUGGAUUCCUGGAGGGGGAAAGUGUUAUCUUUGUUUAGUGGGCCCUCCUGAGUUGGAGUCUUGCCCAAAUCCCAGAAUAACAGCCAUUUUCUGUUUUUCAGAAAUUCCAUGUUGGGGAAAGGGAAGGCAGUCAAGUUACGUCUACUUUCCUGUCUCCCGGCCCCAAUGCCGCAACAGUUGUUUUGCAACCACCAAAUCCCCAGCCUCUGGCUCUUCUAAAGACCCUCUUGUCCCCUGCCUUAAAGUGGUAGUGGUCAUCACUAUUCCUACAAUGACUUCAGGUGGCUGGGUCUCCUUAAUCUGUUCGUUGCCCUGGAGCUCAGGCUCUCCAUAGCUCUGGGAUUUGGAAUUUCAAAUACCCUGUCUCAGUCUGAGCCAAUCCACAGUGCU